Molecule: messenger RNA, 814 nt
Organism: Drosophila teissieri
Lineage: Eukaryota; Metazoa; Arthropoda; Insecta; Diptera; Drosophilidae
Exons: 1
Coding region: 121-663 (180 amino acids)
Source: RefSeq, a predicted model, not a curated record
GCUUUUCUCCUCGUCAGCACAGAGAUCACUUGAUUCAAAUUUCCAAAUUCAAGUCUAGUUCACAUAGUCUAGGAACACAUAAAAAAAAGGUACAAACAAUCAGGGAAAUCAAUAAAAGCCAUGGAGGAUGACCUGGAAUUCCUUAUCAAUGCCCUGUCGGUGCCAAACACUCCACUCACCGAGCCCUACGAUGAGUUGCAGCUUCUUGAGAUGCGAGAAUCCUUCAAGACGCUGCAGAAACUCCUGCGACGCAGUGCCCUGCCCGUGGAGGCGAGUCUGCGUUCGAUGCCGAGAUCGAAGGCUGGUGGACAAGUAGAGGCAUUCCCAUCCAAGCUGGCUAUUGAGGCCAGCGAUCAGGCGUGGAACUCAGCGGAUAGCGGAGCCCACUCGUCGCCCAUCAUUUCGGAGUGCGGCCUGCGGGAUUGGGUAGAGGAGAAUCCUGCCUCCGACAUUGGAGACAGGGCACUGGUGCCCUACGAGGAACUGUGCAAUGAGCGCAGCAGCUCGGAUACCACAAUCACCAGCCGGAGCUACGCCUCAUCGGGAAUCUCGAUCAGCAUACCUGUUCACUUGGUAUGGAACAACAAGGACUACAAUCAGCAGACCACGGACAGUGACACCACAAUAAGAGCGGACGGGUUCAGAUACAGUUUCAAGAAAUAAGUCAAGGUCUACCAUGUUAGUUUUCAAAAAUUGGAGUGAGAGGAUUAAAGUUUCAUACAUUUUUAAUACACGCUAAGUAAAUGGUGAUAAAAAUUCAAAUGAGUGCAGUCUUCUUGCAAGUCUCAUGAUUAUUAAAAAUAUUUGCACAAUC